AUGGCCCGCCACGCUUCGCCGCUGCUCUCGCUGCCGGCAGAACUGCAAAUCAAGGUGGUGGAGGAGCUGUACGAGGACCCGUCGUGUCCGUACGAAAACCCGCUCGCCAAGGACGUUUUCCUCGAGCACAUCAAAUCCGUCCGUCUCACCUGCAAGUCGCUGAAAGCCGCCGCAGCCGACACCUUCCUGAAGACAUGGUUCUCCCACCGCUCCAUCGUCUUGGAGCGCAAGAGCCUGCUCAACUUCUACCACAUCGCUACCACCUCACCGUUCAACAGACGCAUUGCGCAGCUUGAUAUCGCCGUCUACGAGUUCCGCUCCGAGCUUGUCCAAAGCUUCACCGUCUUCCUUGCGCGCAUGGAGAAGGAGGCGCGUGAUGAGAGCUGCUUCCUUCGCCACGACCGCGUCAAGGAGCAUUUCUUAGGCGAUGCUGAACGUGCCGCAGACUGGCCAAAUGCAAGGGCCGCUUACAGUGCCUACAAGAAGCAGGUCGAUGACCAGGCCAGACUUUACGAUCACUUCGCUCAUAUUCGCCUGCUGGCGCGCUCACUUCAGGCAUUCGAUGGUCUCGGGAGUCUCCGCACCAUCAGCAUCAACGGCGCACAGUCUCCUCUCACCGGCGCUUGGACUAGCGGAAUUCUUCAAAAAUGUGGCAUAUCUUUGCUCCACAAGGAGAAAGUCGCUCUUCAUUCUGUGACCAUGGGGAGCGUCAUUCGCGCUAUGGCCCUCAGUGAAGUGGAGCCCUGCACCCUAGUGACCGCCGGCUUGAACGCUAGUGCUUUACAACUGUCGGCCCCUCAGCGCUACCGCUUCGGCAAAAUAGGCUUCGGGCAUCUUCACAACCUUAGUCUCCGCUUGUUGGACCCCAAGCUUUUCCCCUCAGAGUCGGGUUCUGCGCUCUUUCGGUCUGGCCUUCUUUCGCGCUUCAUUCAACAAGUCCAGAACCUGACAAAUCUGAGCAUCGAGUUCUACAACCAGCCAUACGACGUACCCUUGGCCAAAUUUCUCGGGCGGCGUAUUGAGAAGCUCGAGUCUUUGUCUUUGGGUGGCUUGGCCUACCAUGCCCAUGAUCUCGUUGACUGGCUCACUGAGAACGGCUCCAAGCUUGAACACUUGCAACUGGAUUACUCCUCCCUCGUCACCGGAACGUGGCGUGAGGUCUUCCGCAAGAUGCGAAGCAACCUUGAUCUCAAGUCCGUCUACUUUCACUUCCUGGCAGAUGACGAGGAAUCCAUUCACAUCACUGGUGAGAAUGUGAACAGCUUCAUCUUGAAGAAAUCUACAAAGGUCGACUGGGAUACUAUGGAAAGCAGGAAGCUACCUCACACCAUGGGUGAUUUAGCAGGCCUUUUCUCGGUUGUUGUAAACAGCCAGCCUACACAGCACCAUCACCAUCAUCACAACCAUCAGCACCAUCAGCACCAUCAUCAUGGACAGAAUGGCGCUGACAAUGCUCCGAAUGGCCAUGGACAUAGCCACGAUCAAGCUCAUGGGGCUCCAGUCGUCGCGGGUCCGGCUCCACCUCUGGGCCACCCGUCCACUACUCAGGCUGAGACGCAGGAUUACAGCGUCGCAUCUGGAACUACAUCUUCGCCGAACGAUGCGCCUGAUUCAGCUGAUGGAACUCCUGGGGGCGCUGGUGGGCCUGCUGGCGGUACCUUGCCCUUGCCAGUACCUCCGCCUCACAUGAUAAGUGCCAUGCAAGAUCUCUUCCAGAGCGCGCUCGGAGUUUCUCUGGAUUUUCUGGACGAUUUUGAUGACGGCGAGGACGAUGACUUGUCGGACUCCUUCGAUGAUGAUGAUGAUAACGAAGAGUUCAAUGAUGAAGUAUCUAGCAUCGACUCUGAACCCGAAGAUGACGAGGAGAGUGACGUUGUUGAAGAGCAAGACGACGACGGUUACAUGACUGACGACUCUGUGGCCGAGGCUCUUGUCGAUGAAAUCAUCAGCGAGCUGUAA
This is a messenger RNA of Diplodia corticola, 1959 nucleotides long. RefSeq names its product protein transport inhibitor response 1. The transcript is spliced from 2 exons. The record is from RefSeq and is a predicted model, not a curated record. Lineage: Eukaryota; Fungi; Ascomycota; Dothideomycetes; Botryosphaeriales; Botryosphaeriaceae. The coding region runs from base 1 to 1959 and encodes 652 amino acids.